CCCUCGUUGCUGUGAUAUCCGCCGCUCGCUUCGUUCCUCAUCCCUUUUUUCUUUGGUUUUCUUCGACUCAUCGACACGGGUUUUCUUUGGAAAGAAAUUGGAUCAGCUUAUUUCAAUCUUUCCGUCCUAGAAACCUAGCUUUAGCCUUCAACGUGAAUCUGUUCUCGAGGCAUUGUUCGCUCGCUGUCGAUGCGGAGGGAGAAUUUGUUCGACUCUAAGCCACCUUCGGAUCUUUGUUUCGUCCGAUUCUUCUUCUACUGAGUCCGCUUGCCUGGGAUACUACUUUGAUACUUGAAUAACCCGUUGAUAGGGCUCUGAUGGCUGCCCAAAGAUUCCAGUGUUUCCAGCCCGAUCGCCUUGGUUCAUUUUCGUUAUGGAAUUUACAGUACAUAGCUAUGCGCUUUUGUCUAACGAUUCUGAGGUCCGUUUUUAAUUGAGAAAGUUCGAGGAUUUGCUGCAGAGAAAUAUACCGACCACUACCAAAUAUUUGCAGCUCUUUUGCCAACUUGUUACUUUAUUAGGGACCUGAGGCAUAAUUUAUCCGGCAGUAGGGUCGACUCCUCCGAAGAAUUAUGAUGUUAAGGUUUUUGGCUUUCAGGAGGAGCGUUAAACUAGAGAAUUCAACGGUAGCAAGCAAUAAGUGCACAUAUUUUACAGGGAAGAGCAUUGAAUCAGCUGUUUCUGUUGGGUUACCAUUAUCCUUCUCUUUCAAAGCCUUUUAUCAUCAAGGGGCUUUCAUCAAAGGGAACACUCCAUUUUUAAUUAAAGUAAAUGUAUCUAAGGUAGUUGGUUUUCCCAUGCCAUGCAAAGUUUACCAGUGGCAUGGUUUAUUUAAUAGGGGUAGCACAUCAUUUGCUAGAAAUACAAUUCAGGAAAAUCUUGCUCAUUUCCACUGUGUCAAGAAGUAUGCCACCUUGUCAGCCAGCAGCGUUCCAAGGCAUUUUGUCCAAAUGCUGUGGAGAAGGCAUUUUGCCAUGAGCCCUUACGAAGGUCUUACCUCUACUCUUGCAAACAGGUUUGCAUUUGCUAUAAGCUUGCUCUCUACUAGAUUUCAUCUUGCUCGAAGUGCUAUUGCCUUUUGUGCCAGUGAAUUAGCUUGGAUGAAAACGGCAUGGGCAGAUAGGGAUUAUUUUCCAGACAGCAAAUCCUUAUACAUGCAAGCUCAAGAUAGUCGUAUUUACAUCACCACUUUACUCUUUUCAGUAUUGGAGUGUUUUAUAUUAUUACUAAGAGCUGCUUAUUUGGCAAUUUUGUUCUCACCAAUCAUAUUAAUGGCACCAUUGGCAGAUAGUUUAGGAAUCCAGUAUAGGAAAAUAUGGCUCUACCUUGUCCACCGCACUCUGGAGAGAGCAGGGCCUGCAUUUAUAAAAUGGGGUCAGUGGGCUGCUACUCGCCCUGACUUGUUUCCUGGAGAUCUCUGCAAUGAAUUAACAAAACUUCAUAGCAAAUCACCUGCACAUAGUUUUUCCUACACGAAAAAGACUAUUGAGGGAGCAUUCGGUCGCAAGCUUUCUGAUAUUUUUGAAGAUUUUGAAGAGCAACCUGUAGCAUCUGGAAGUGUGGCCCAAGUCCAUCGGGCAUCAUUAAGAGUCAGACAUCCGGGACAAAAGUCCAAGCGUGCUGUUGUUGCUGUAAAAGUGAGGCAUCCUGGUGUUGGAGAAUUAAUUAGAAGGGAUUUUUCUUUAAUAAAUGUGGUGGCUAAAGUCUCAAAUUUUAUGCCUGGCUUAAAGUGGCUUCGCCUUGACGAAAGUGUGCAGCAGUUUGCUGUUUUUAUGAUGUCUCAAGUUGAUCUUGCUAGAGAAGCAGCUCAUUUGAGUCGUUUUAUUUACAAUUUUCGUAGCUGGAAAGAUGUUUCUUUCCCAAAGCCUCUCUAUCCAUUUGUGCAUCCAGCUGUGUUGGUGGAGACUUAUGAGCUUGGGGAAAGUGUUUCUCAUUAUUUGGAUGAGCUUGAAGGGCAUGAUCGGUUAAAAAGCGCUCUUGCACAUAUAGGAACUCAUGCACUCCUCAAGAUGCUCCUGGUGGAUAAUUUUAUCCAUGCAGAUAUGCAUCCUGGAAAUAUUCUUGUCCGAGUGUCUCAAUCCAGACGUCCAAGUAAAGGGUUCUUCAAGUUGAGGCCCCAUGUUGUUUUUCUUGAUGUAGGCAUGACAGCUGAACUUUCCAGUGGUGAUCGUGUAAAUUUGCUUGAGUUCUUCAAAGCUGUUGCUCUUAGAGAUGGCCGUACUGCGGCAGAGUCCACAUUGCGACUAUCCAGGCAACAGAACUGUCCUAAUCCAGAGGCUUUCAUUGAGGAAGUUGAGAAGUCAUUUUCCUUUUGGGGUACCAGAGAAGGUGACCUUGUUCAUCCAGCUGAGUGCAUGCAUCAGUUGCUUGAUCAAGUUCGGCGUCAUAAAGUUAAUAUUGAUGGCAAUGUUUGUUCUGUCAUGGUGACAACUUUGGUUCUUGAGGGUUGGCAGCGCAAGCUUGAUCCAGACUACAAUGUUAUGAAGACGCUUCAGACAUUGCUUUUCAAAGCUGACUGGGCUGAGUCUCUGUUGUACACGAUUGAAGGGCUAUUGGGUUGAAUUUCUCUUCUGUUCUUUUCAACAAAAAAAUUUUGACAAUUGUAAAUGCUGAACUUUUUUUUAUAUUUACGAUGCUCAUUUUAGCUUUUUGCUUGCC
This is a messenger RNA of Phalaenopsis equestris, 2658 nucleotides long. RefSeq lists its product as uncharacterized. The transcript has 6 exons. NCBI's taxonomy places the organism in Eukaryota, Viridiplantae, Streptophyta, Magnoliopsida, Asparagales, Orchidaceae. Bases 573 to 2561 code for a protein of 662 amino acids. The record is from RefSeq and is a predicted model, not a curated record.